UCCGAGCGGGAGGGGAGCGGAGACCCUCCGCCCGCCCGCGCUCCGCCAGCGCCUGUUAAUUGCCGGCUAUUAGCCGCUCUAGUUUGCUAAUGAAGGUUUACAAUUAGCCACCCGGUAAUUCUGCCGGUUCCCGAGGCGCGGCGUGGAUCGGCGGCCUCAGCAGGGCCGUGACCUGACCCCCUCUCACCCCGGGGCUGGGCUGGGAGCCGCGGUGACCGGCGUGACGCCGGGCAUGGGUGGUGCCCGACUCCCGUGGCAACGCGCUCCGGCUUGUCCCAAACAGCUGCCAAGCCAUGGGCACGUACGGACACCUCACCUUCCUCCUCCUCCUCCUCCAUGCCCCAGGGACCUUUGUAAAGUCGGCAGGUAAGAGCGGCGGGGCCACCCGUACCCCCAUGGGGACAGGACCCAGUUCCCUGACACAGCCGUGCGAGCUGCUGGUGGCAGCGGCCACACGAGGCCAAUCCUGGGGUGUCCCGCCAGCCCUGCCCGACCUGCCGCGCAUAGUGACACUGAGUGAGGACGCUGCACCGGGCGCCCGCGUGGCCGAGGUGGCUGCGUCCUGCAGCAAUGCCAGCAGCAGCCCCCAAGUCACGCUGCAGCGCGUCGAGUCCUCUGUCCCCGUGGGCUCCAAUGUCACCCCACGCAACGCCGAUCCCAGCCACCCCUUCAACCCCGUUGCGAUCAGUGCCGAUGGCGUGCCUGCUUCCUCAUUUAGGGCGGAGGUGACGCUGCGUGCCGGCGCAGAGCUCGAUGCCCACCGGGUGAACUGGUACGCGCUGGUGCUGCGCGCUGCCUGUCCUGGCGAGCAGGAGGUGACGGGGCAGCUGUUUGUGCGGGUGACAUCGGGGCAGGCGCUGCGCUGUGGCUUCCCGUUUGCCAGCACUGGUGGCGACGUGGUGCGGGUGUCAGCAGGCGUGGCACCCCGUGCGCCCCUGUAUGCGGUGCAGGCGCAGCCACCGGGUGGGCUGAUGUUCCAGCUCAGAAAUAGUGGCACGCCACUCACGCUGACCCAUCAGGGCCUGGUGCUGGCGCCUGAUGGUGGCUUCAGCCCCAGCAAGGACACCCAGACGUUCAGGCUGGAGAUAGAGGUGAUGGAUCUGCAUGGGCAGAACUGCAGUGGGGUCGUGACGGUGGAAGUGCUGCCAUCGCGCCAUCCCCGUGUCACCAUCCUUGCUCCGCAGCAGGACGUGGUGGUGCCGGAGGGCAUUGGCCCCUUGGUAGUGGUCACGCAGGUCCGUGCCAGCGGGGCCAACAUCCGCUACGCCAUCCUUGCUCCCACGUCACCAGUGCUCUUCACCAUCGAUGAAAUGACGGGUGAGAUCCGCAGCACGCGUCGGCUGGAGGUGGCCGGUGCACAGCUCCUCAUCCAGGCAUACAACGCGCUGCAGCCCUCUGACCAGGACACCAUCGUGCUCAAUGUCACCGUGAGGGGGACAGACCAGCAGGCACCAUCCUGUGUGCCAGCCCUCUAUGUGUCCCAGGUGCGUGAGACCUUGUCCCCUGGCAGCACGCUGGUGACAAUGAGGUGCACUGACCCUGCUGGCGAUGACGGGUCCCUGCAUUACAUGCUGGAGGGGCCACCAGGCUCUCGUUCCCACUUCCACAUGGAGGGGCCACAGCUGAAGGUCAACACCACUCUGGACUAUGACACCGAGGCAAUGGCUGCUAUGGGCUUCCAGCUGAAGGCCACCAUCGUGGUGACAGCCGGGGGACAGCCUCUGAGGAGCACCCGCAUACCCGUGCUCGUGACAGUGAUACCCGUCAACGAAUUCACACCGGAGUGCCCCAAUGGCAUCAUCUUCACCGUGUCAGAGACAGCACCUUUUGGCAGCAUCGUGGGGCGCGUGGUUGGCACUGACCGUGACCGCCCACCGGACAGCCUCGAGUACAGCCUGGAGGGGGGCACUGGCCCUGCACAGCCCUUCUCCAUCGAUGCACGCACCGGUGAGAUCCGUGUGGUGGGGCCCCUCGCCCCCCCGCGGCGCGCUGGCUACCGGCUGACGGUGCGGCUGACGGACACCCACAAUGAUCUGGACCCAUUGAACCGGAGGAGCCGCCUGUGUGAUGUGGCCGUGCGCCUGCAGGCCAUGCCUCAACGGGCACCACUGUGCAACCCGGAGGUGCAGGAGCUGAGAAUCACAGCUGGGACAGGCAGCCGGCAGCCUGUCACCCACCUGGUGUGCAGUGGGGACCCAGAGGGCACCACGCUGUCCUAUGCCAUUGUCGGAGGCAAUGAGGAUGGGCACUUUCGGCAGGAGGGGAGCAUGCUAUCCUACAUCCCCACCGGCCUGGCUGAGCCCCGCACGUUCGUGCUGCUGGUGGAGGUGUGGGGCAGCAGUGGGUCCCCACGCCGCAGCACCGUGCUGGCACUGGUGGUGCACGUCACACCCCGCAGCACCCCAGUGCCACCCAGCACCACCACCUUGCACACGACGCUGCAGAAGGAGCCACUGGUGGUCAGGCGGACGGUGCUGACUUGGCUCCCACCAGCUUGGUUUGUGGCAGUGCUGACUGCAACCAGCGCCCUGUUCCUGGCCAGCCUGUGCUGUGUGGCACACAGUGUGCUGCGCAGCCGAAACCCCAGCAAGGUGCUUCUGAGUGAGAGGUGGGUGCUGGGCAGUGGUGAAGGCUCCCGUGGUGUCCCUGCAGCUGUGCGGGGAGAUGUGGCACUUGGGGAGGGGAUGCUGAUGUCACCAGGGAGUUGCUCUGAGGAGCAGCCUCUGCUUUAGAGUAAGGGCACGGAGCAACGAGUGCAGGGAUGGCGGUUUUACCAGGGAAUGGCUGUGCCAGUGGGCAGGCUGGGGGCAGAAACUGUGCAGGGUGGCACAGCGCAACGCGAGGGUUGUUCCUGAUGCCGGCUGGAGAAAGGAGUGACAAGGAGCUUUGAAAGGCUGUGGAGGGAGAGCCUGAGGGGCGGCAGAGCCAUCCCAGCCCACAGCAGGCACCCGUAUAGCGACAAGGAGCCACAUCAGCCGUCGGGGUGGCCGACGGCCGUCUACAGCUACAUAACCCAGCGCUACGCGACGUCACGGAUGGGCACGGAGCCGGGAGCGCGGGAGCAGCCUCUGGGUGACACGCAUGGCUCGGAGCCACCCGGGGUGCCGUCCGGCGGGACCCGCGCUCCCGGGUGAGGAGCGCCCUCCCUUCCCCCCCAUUUCCC
Messenger RNA from Tympanuchus pallidicinctus (lesser prairie-chicken), 3163 nucleotides. It is a transcript of the gene CDHR4, whose product is annotated as cadherin related family member 4. Lineage: Eukaryota; Metazoa; Chordata; Aves; Galliformes; Phasianidae. Bases 294 to 2732 code for a protein of 812 amino acids. The transcript has 15 exons. Gene Ontology annotation, cellular component: membrane. The record is from RefSeq and is a predicted model, not a curated record. Gene Ontology annotation, biological process: homophilic cell-cell adhesion. Gene Ontology annotation, molecular function: calcium ion binding.